UCUUUUUAGAGCUUUGGCAGGCACACGUGCUGCCUGCGAGUAAUUUUUUUUGUUGCCGCAGCCGCCCUUAGGUUGGUCCGGUUGCUAUGAGUGUGCCUCUCAAUCCAAAGCCCUUCCUAAACGGGCUGACUGGGAGGCCAGUGAUGGUGAAGCUGAAGUGGGGGAUGGAAUACAAAGGCUACAGAGUCGAAGACUACAUGAACAUGCAGCUUGCAAAUACAGAAGAAUAUAUUGAUGGUGCAUUAUUUGGACACCUUGGUGAAGUUCUGAUAAGGGGCAAUAAUGUCCUUUAUAUAAGGGGUGUGGAAGAAGAAGAAGAUGGAGAAAUGAGAGAAUAACUAUUUU
This is a messenger RNA of Podarcis muralis (Common wall lizard), 345 nucleotides long. Lineage: Eukaryota; Metazoa; Chordata; Lepidosauria; Squamata; Lacertidae. The record is from RefSeq and is a predicted model, not a curated record.